This is a messenger RNA of Bactrocera neohumeralis, 5297 nucleotides long. Its product is annotated as dynactin subunit 1-like. The coding region runs from base 150 to 3947 and encodes 1265 amino acids. The transcript has a single exon. The record is from RefSeq and is a predicted model, not a curated record. NCBI's taxonomy places the organism in Eukaryota, Metazoa, Arthropoda, Insecta, Diptera, Tephritidae.
UAACAACAACUAUGGUGGCGGUUAUCCGCCAUAUUGACGAGCAUCUUUCAUUUCCUUUGCUGUAUACGCUGCUGCCGUUCGUGGUUUUGUGUGAAAAGAGAUUCCUGCAAACAGUUAAAAUUGCGAAAAUGUUAAAAUAAUGCAGUAAAAUGGCCGAGCGCAGUUUUAAAAUUGGCCAAAAUGUGCAAAUUGUGGGUAGAAAUCUGCGUGGGCAAAUAGCGUACGUGGGUUUGACCAGUUUCUCACCGGGCAAGUGGAUAGGCGUGGUGCUGGACGAAAAAGAUAAAGGCAAGAAUAAUGGUACUGUCAAGGGCACUACCUACUUUAAAUGUCCUGCUAAUUGUGGACUCUUCGUACGGCCAGCACAAUUGAUUUUAAUUCGGGAUUGUGAAACCGAUGAAAUGACAGAGCCAACAGCUUUAGAGGCUAGCAAAAGCAGUGGCGUGAAACCAGCGGGAAGCGAAAAAUCUGCAACAGCAACGCCAGCAAGCGGGAAAGCAGUGGAAAAGAGUGAAACUAAGAGUCAAAAGUCUGAUGGAUCAACAACUGUGCAUACGGAAGCACCUAAUAUCAACACAACAGCAACUUCGAAUGGAAAUCUGCUGAAGGCAACCAAAAUUAAUCAGCCGUUGCAAGCGAAUCAGCGUGUUAUCUCCUCCAAUACUCAACUGGAACUAUCCUUUACGGGUGCAACCGUAUCAGUGGCGGCACCAAAGCGCAGUAAAACUACAGUUAGUCCUUCAGAGUCAUUUUGUUGUGUAAGGCAGCGUUCAGCAUUUGUGGAAACGGGCUUUCUGGAGAUACUGCAUACACAAUUCACACCCGGUCACCCAUUACGCUCGCCCACUGUGUUCAACCUCAACAAUGGAUCGCACAGUGCUCUGGCAAUCAGCCCCACAGAGCAAUUGCAACAACAGCAACGGCAACAACAGCGAUAUAAGGAUUUGGAGGAACAAAAUGCCAAGUUAAAUGACGAAUUAAAUGAGUUGAAGAGUCAACGCUUAGAAGACAAACGGCGUUUGCACGAACUCGAAAAGAUCCGUUUGCAAAAGGAGCACUUAAGCGAGUUCAAAACUCAAAUUAUGGAGCAGCAUAGCAUGCUGCAACGGGAACUGCAACGCUGUCGACAAGAGCUGAGGGAGGCUAACGAACACAAGACCAUGUAUAAACGUGAACUGGAUGAAGUGGCUGAGAACAUUGAACUGCUCACGUUGGAUAAGGAAAUGGCAGAAGAACGUGUUGAAACGCUGCAAAUAGAAUUGGAAACAGCAAAUGAGCGUGUUGAAGAACUGAUGCUAGAUAUUGAAAUCUUGAGAGCUGAGAAUGAUAAUGCAACAUCAGCUACAACUGGCGUACGUACAGAUAAUGGGUUGAAGGAAGAAAUAAUACAGCCGUCAGCGACAGAAAUCAAACGUCUCGAACAGUACAAUCAACGACUGCGUGAGACGGUUGUGCGACUGCGCGAUGUUUUGACACACGAAAAGCAAGACCUACAAAAGGCCAAAAAAGAAUUGGAGACGAAAACAUCCGAAAUCUCAGAACUUAAGAAAACCAAGGAGAUACUUUCGAAGCGCAUCGAUGUAAUGGAAAUGCACAUAAUCGACUUAAAAGAACAAGUCGACGCUGCACUUGGUGCGGAAUCGAUGGUUACAUCCUUAGCAGAAUCUAAAAUAGAACUAGAAGAGCGUGUCAAAUUAUUGGAGGAGGAAGUAAUAGAGCUCGAGGCCCUGGAAGAGAUUCACGAACAAAUUAUUGAAGGUAACCAAGAACUAGAAUUGGAUUUACGUGAAGAAAUUGAUGCUCUCAAUUUAACGAUCAAAAUGUUGCAAGAGGAAAAGAAUAAUACGCUAGAAACAAUAUAUGAUCGAGACGUAACUAUUAUGAAAUUUAGAGAGCUUGUCAAAACAUUAAAUAACAAUAUACUCUCAAAAGAUCCGCCAACAAAUGUAUUGGGCAUUGCUACAGGUACUGGCACUUCCACAUCAGAUGAUCUCAGCAGCACCCUCUCCAAUCAGGACGAAACUCAAAGUAUCGACUUCAAUCAAAUGUUCUCCGUGACGAAGGCUUGCGAAAGGGCCAUCGACUCGCGGCUAAAUGCAAUUGAACUCAAACUGUGCAAAGCUCACAUUGGGCACCUUCUAGCGUUUGUGCCCGAGGAGAUCAUGCUGCGCGGCUGCGAAUAUGACAUCAUAUUGGUGCUGCUCUUACUGCAGCGUUUGUAUGAGAAAAUCGAGAUUAUUUGCCACAUAAUUAAUGAAAAGUUUCCAUCAUCCUGUGAGUUUGCCAAAAACACUAUAUUCGAGGGAUUCUCCGUACACCGGUUCGCUUUCCGUUGCAAAUGCCUAUAUGUAUUGCGCAGCCUUAAGCUGGUCAUUAAACAGUUAAUUUUCGGUUUGAAUCACUGCGAUUAUGAGGUGUGCACACAUGCAGCUAUUUAUCGCGGAGAAAUGGAAACGCAGGAGAAAUCUAUCGAUGAAUUGAUUAAACGCCUAAAAGGUGACAUGCUCGAUGAAAAUACACCCAUGGAAUCGGUGGAACGAACUCUAUCAUUUUUCAAUACGCUUUACACCAACCUCAUUUGCUCGCAAAAUCUUGCCGAGUUAAUAGACGAACAACAACUCUACGUUAUGCUAGUGGAAGUACUGGAUGUGUGCCUGGACUGCAUCAAUACUAAUGCUGGCAUACUGCACACAAUUAUACAGUUGGGAGAUGAAAAUACCGAAUCAUUUUGGGCCAUGCAAUUUCUAAUGGAAAACGUUAAUCAAUUCAAGCAAAAAUUACGCAAAUUACAACGGAAACUUCCUGCUGCUGCAGUUGAUAUUUCAGCCAUGCAGCAACAACAAAUUCAGCGCAUACAGCAUAUACUAACUACGAAUGAACAUUUCGGCCGAUUUAUUAAUAUUUUAAUAGCAACAGCCAAAGAUGCAACGAAGGACAUAUCAACAAGCAGCUUCUCCGCCAAUGGAGAGCGCCUAUGCGACGCAGCCAUCGAACAUAAAAAGCUUUGGAAAAUCAUUAUUACGAACUGUACAAAAUAUGCUGCUGAGGAAAAACCAACACCAAUUGCCUUAUUCCAUCAUUGCAUUCAGCAGCUCGACGAAAUAAUCAAUGAGCUCACUAUUUUCAUCUCGGAGAAUGAGUCUGUGCGCAGCGCAAACAAAAAUACGAUGUUCGUACGCUCUUCCGCUACUACGCUGCUGCAACGCUCAAUGCAAUUAAAGCAACAUUCGGAGGAUAUAAAGAGUUUGAAGCACUCAUUGACCGAACGGGAUAAGGAAAUCAAAACACAGAAAUACUUGGCGAAAAUGAAACAGAACGAAUUUUCCGAAAUGCAAAUACGAAAAGAGAUCGCCGAACGGAACUUGUCAAAGGUGCAACGCAGCCAAGAGGAAGCUCUGACGCAAAUUACGGAAUAUAUAGAACAAUUCGACAAGCUAAUAUGCCAACGUGAGCAUAUAAUCGCGCAAUCAUUCAAUAUUAUAAAAGAGAAACUAUUUGCCAUGGAACAGAACCAUGCACGUCUUGAGCAGAAACUUAUCUCACGCAAGGCAGUCAUCAAUAUUUCCACAGACGAAAGUUAUCGUGAAAUCGAAACACUUAAUAAGUGCUUACGUUACGAACGGGCGGAACGUUGUAAGCUGCACAUCGACGAAAUGAAGUUGCGCAUGCGCAGCUUCGAGCCACUAUAUGUGCCACACCAAAGGCGCAUGGUAGACGCAACGGAAACCCGACUCGCCAAGGAGUUACUAACGCUGAAAAACCAAUGGAUUCUUUCACAUAUCAAAUUAAAACCGGUUACGGAAAACGAACGUUGCACGCUAAAACGAAAAUCAAAUGAACUGCUGCAACGUACAUGGAGCACAUACUUUAAGACACAUCCUCACCGCAGCGCAUCAAAUAAUUUCGGCGCUUUCGGCACGAAAGAUGUAAACCAAAUAUUUAAUUAAGAUAUUUUUAGAACUCGUGCCGUCAGCAUUUCCUUUCACUUCAAAAAUAUAACGGUGGCCUAUAGAUAUGUGAAUUAAUAAGUUUUUUUUUGACUAAAUUAGUUUGAUGCUAAGGCAUUGAUAAGUGAUUGUCGUAGUUAUUGGAAGGUAAUAUUUUUCGUUAAUUCGCCCAACUCUUUAGCUGAUCGAGUUGAGGAUUAUAUUCUUAUGAAAACUUUUUAGUGAAAAUUGUCUCUAUAGAUAUAACAAAAAGCCUUUUUAAUGUGAUUUUAAUGUGAUCAAGAACACAAAUUAUUUUUUAAACACUAUGGAUUAUUCUAGAAAUGGUGUAUAUGAUUUUCAAAUUUCUUUUUUAUGUUAUAUUCAUUCAUUCAGAUUCAAUCAAAAUCCUUCUGAAAACAGUAUUACUUAAAUUUCUCAUCUUUUAAUUGAUGAAACCAAAAAAAGAUGAAUAAUGAUAAUAAUUAAUGAAUAGUAAUAAAUAUAAAAAAGAAAACAUUGGAAAUUAAUAGUCUUCUCUAGAAUAUUAUUUUUAUUACUACCAUUAUAUAUUGUCACCUGAAAUGCAAAACUACGUAUCAUCAAAAAAAUCGAAAUUGUCUUUUUUAUUGCUUACAGUUUACUGCAUACAUUAUGUAAUAUAUGUUUAUAAAAUUUUAACAUCCCAGGUUAUCAGAUAUAACCAAUAUAUAACCGUUUUAUAUAACCGAUAUAUAAUCAUUUUAUAACCGAUAUAUAACCAUUUCAUAACCAAAACUCAAAUUUUGUUUCCAUAUGUGUGGUUUGGUUUCUAAUAUAUCGUUUUUCCUACGCCUGUAGACUUAUGAAAAGUGAUGUAAUGUUAUUUUGCAUUUUAGAUGACGAUAUGUAAUCACAUACAUAUGUAUGUAUAGUAUAUACAAUAUAAUAAAUUAUAACAAAUAAUAUAACUACUUAUUAUAUCCAUUGUCUCAACUCUGGUAAUAGCAGUAUAAAGCUUUGUUAUUGGCUCUACGGAUAUUUAUUAAAUUAUAGCCUUAUAAAUAUUGUUAUUUACAAUAAUCGAAAAAUUACUCUUUGCUAACAAAAUUUAGCAUACUUUAAACAAAUUUUUAGUGCAUUUAAUGAAAUUGAAAACAUCGUAGUUUAAAGGCAAAGUUUAGACAAAAACUGGUAGAAUAAACUGGAGAGAAGCUUAAUGAGUGUGUAACACUAAUUAAAAAUCAGCAGUAGCAUGUAUUUAAUCUCUUGUUUAUUAAACUUAUUUUAAACUACCUACAAAAAGCAGUUAUAAUAAAUAAAAGUUAGGUCUUCAUACAGAUUAAUGGAGUAUUUUUUGAAAAUUGCGAAUAAAUUAUUUAGCUUCGUUAA